Cynocephalus volans (Philippine flying lemur) is the source of this 4339-nucleotide messenger RNA. RefSeq names its product zinc finger protein 343 (gene ZNF343). Gene Ontology annotation, biological process: regulation of transcription by RNA polymerase II. Gene Ontology annotation, cellular component: nucleoplasm. Lineage: Eukaryota; Metazoa; Chordata; Mammalia; Dermoptera; Cynocephalidae. The record is from RefSeq and is a predicted model, not a curated record. Gene Ontology annotation, molecular function: zinc ion binding; DNA-binding transcription repressor activity, RNA polymerase II-specific; RNA polymerase II cis-regulatory region sequence-specific DNA binding. The transcript has 7 exons. The coding region runs from base 407 to 2581 and encodes 724 amino acids.
GGGGACAGAGACUUCUCUCGGGAGGCAGUACCGGUUUUCAGCAUGGGUAUUUGAAGAGCCAGGGAGACUGUCGCUACAAUGGCCACCGCCCUGGUCCACCUUCUCAGAUCCCUGCCUGUCAGGAGAGGACAGUCUGUAGAAAAAGAGAGGACUUUGGGCUUCUGACAACCUACUUUCAGGCAUUGUGCUGUAUUCUGUCUUCUCUCUGGCUUAGACUCUGGAGCAGAGACUGACCCCAGACAUGGAGUUUAAAUCUGAGGUCCUGGCUCAUGGAAACAACAUGGGCUUUUACAGUUAAGAUUGCAAAAAGUCACCCCAGACAGCAGAAAUCCAUCCUGAGAUGAAAUAACAUCUGCUUGGUACCCUGGCAGAAUUUCAAGGCAGACAUUGGGCUGGCUCUGGGGUCAUGAUGUUGCCUGAUCUUUCUGCUCUGGGAGAACAAGACUGGGAGAAGACUUUACAUUCCAAGAAUGGGGAAGAUAUGGAGACCAUGAAGAAACUGGCUCAAAAUCAUAAGGCAAAAGAUUUGCCUUCUAACCAUACUGACUGGCCCCAAGAAAAGCAGGGAAAACUCCAAAUACUGGUACCAGUUACAUUUAGGGAUGUGGCUGUGAUCUUUACGGAGGCAGAAUGGAAGAAACUGAGCUCUGAGCAGAGGAACCUAUACAGAGAAGUAAUGCUGGAGAAUUACAGGAAUCUGCUCUCAUUGGCAGAAUCAAAGCCAGAAAUAUACCCUUGUUCCUCCUGCCAUCUGGCGUUCUCCUGUCAGCAGUUUCUCAGCCAACCUGUGCUUCAGAUCUUCUUGGGCUUGUGUGCAGAAAAUCACUUCCAUCCAGGGGAUUCCAGCCUAGGGCAUCAGAAACAGCAGGAACAGCACUAUUCUGAUCAAAGCUGCUGGAGUGAAAUCACAGGUCAAGAGAGAGAAGGUGACUCCAAACCUUUGUCUGCAAGGACAGAGGAGAGAGAGACCUCAAGGGCAUUUUCCAGUCCACCCCAAAUGGAGCCCCACUCAGCCCAAAGUGUAAACCCUGUGCAACCAGAUAAAGGAUUGAAGGAAUUAGAAACCUUGAGAUUUGGAGCAAUCAGCUGUAAAGAGUGUGAACCAGACUGUAGCCUGAAAGCAAACUUCAUUACAAACCUGAUUACUUUUGUAGGGGACAAGCCCUAUAUUUGCAGUGAUUGUGGGCAAGGUUUUAAAGAUAAGUCAGACCUCAUCAAACACAACUGGACACAUUCGAUGGAGAAGCCUUUUGUGUGCAGUGAGUGUGGCCGAGGCUUUAGCCGGGUGUCAAUCCUUAUUGAUCACCAGAGGACACACACAGGGGAGAAGCCAUAUGAGUGCAGUGAGUGCGGGCGAGGCUUUAGCCAGAAGUCCAACCUGAACAGGCACCAGAGAACACAUUCAGAAGAGAAGCCUUAUGUUUGCAGAGAGUGUGGGCAAAGCUUUAGAACUAAGUCUAUCCUCAGUAGACAUCAGUGGACCCACUCAGGGGAGAAGCCCUAUGUUUGCAGUGAGUGUGGGCGAGGCUUUACCGAGAAGUCAUCCUUCAUCAGACACCAGAGGACACACUCAGGUGAGAAACCUUACAUGUGCCUGGAGUGUGGGCGAGGCUUUAGUGCCAAGUCAACCCUUAGAAAACACCAGAGAAUACACUUAGGGGAGAAGCCUUAUGUUUGCAGUGAGUGUGGCCGAGGCUUUAGGCAGGUGUCAAUCCUUAUUAAUCACCAGAGGACACACACGGGGGAGAAGCCAUAUGAGUGCAGUGAGUGCGGGCGAGGCUUUAGCCAGAAGUCCAACCUGAACAAACACCAGAGAACACAUUCAGAAGAGAAGACUUAUGUGUGCAGGGAGUGUGGGCAAAGCUUUAGAGAUAAGUCUAUACUCAGUAGACAUGAGUGGACUCACUCAGGGGAGAAGCCCUAUGUUUGCAGUGAGUGUGGGCGAGGCUUUACCGAGAAGUCAUCCUUCAUCAGACACCAGAGGACACACUCAGGUGAGAAACCUUACAUGUGCCUGGAGUGUGGGCGAGGCUUUAGUGCCAAGUCAACCCUUAGAAAACACCAGAGAAUACACUUAGGGGAGAAACCUUAUGUUUGUAGAGAGUGUGGGCGAGGCUUUUGCGACAAGUCAACGCUUAUCAUACAUGAACAGACACACUCAAGAGAGAAACCUUACAUGUGCAGAGAGUGUGGCCGAGGCUUUAGCCGGAAAUCAUUCCUCCUCGCCCACCAGAGAACACACUCAGGGGAAAGGCCUUAUGUUUGCAGGGAGUGUGGGCGAGGCUUUAGCCAGAAGUCAAAUCUCAUCAGACAUCAGAGGACACAUUCAGAUGAGAAGCCUUAUAUUUGCAGGAAGUGUAGGCGAGGCUUUUGUGACAAGUCAACCCUCAUUGUACAUGAGUGGACCCACUCAGGAGAGAAACCUUACAUGUGCAAAGAGUGUGGCCGAGGCUUUAGCCGGAAUUUACUCCUCCUUCUCCACCAGAGAACACACUCAGGGGAGAAGCCUCGUGUAUGCUGGGGUCAUGUGCAAGACUUGAGUAAUCAGUCAAACCUCACCUUACACCAGAGAGACACAUAGGGAGUAUUCCGUGUGUGUGUGGAGUGUAAGUGAAGUUGCAGAGGUGUAUGGAUCCUCAUCAGACUUUGGGGGACACAUUCAGGAGAUGUGCCUUAUGAGUGCAGAGUGUAGGUAGCUCUAGCCUAAGUCAGCCUUCACUGUGCACAAAAGGACACACUUAGGGGAGAAGUUUUGUAUGUGCAGGGACUAUGGGUAAGGCUUUAGCAAUAAGUGUUUACUGAAUAUCCAGCGACAGACUGGAGUAGAAGCAUCAUGUGUUCAGGGAGUGUUUAGCAGGAGCGAAAGAAUGAGCAUGAGUCACUUACAAGAUGGCAUACUCAGGGGGAGCUCUUUGUUGGCAGGGAGUGUGGGCAAGGCUUUUAUGGUCACACACCACAAGGAGAGUCCAUACGUGGUGACACUGUGGAGCUCCAUUCACACGAUCUUUUCCAGGCUAACACCCCAGCUGCUCCAGAGAACUGUGCUGCUGCUUGCAGAGGAAUGCAUCUGUGUGUGCAUGGGGAGCUGUGCACCUUCCCCAGGGGUGGUUCCUGGCCAGUGACUGGUUGAUAUUGUGGAAACAAAACCCCACCUCCAGGGGUGGCUGGUUAGCUCAGUGGGUUAGAGUGUGGUGUUGUAAUGCCAAGGUCAAGGGUUCGGAUCGCCGUACUGGCCAUUGCAAGUCAGCUUCUUCCUCUGCCCAGUCCUGCCAUCACUCCCCCAGUGAACCCUGAUUCUCCAUCUCAUUGUCUCUUCAGAGAAUCUAGUCUAAGACAUCUUCAGUAUAAGAGGAAUGUGGAUGCGGCUUUGGACAUAAGUCAUCCCUCAACAGACCCCAGAGUACACAGAAUAGAAGCUCUGCAUGUGUGGAGAGAAUGGGCAAAGACUUAGGAAAAAGGUACACCUUAUCAGAGAACAGCUUUUUUGGGAGAAGCUUUAUACAAGCAAGGAGGGAGACUGAGAUGUGUUAAGCAGUACGUUACACCUCCCCAUGCACCAGAGGCCACACUUGGAGACCUGUGUGGGCAGGGUUUGCAGGUGGAGAUUUAUACCCAGGUUUCCCCCAGCAGACUUAAGAGUGUUGCUUUGUGUUGCUUCGCCCCCCAUGGAUUUGUCACCCCUCUUCCCCUGGGUGACGGAGAUGCAAAGGAUUACUCAAAGCCCAUCUCUUCUGAGCAAUGAGAGACCACAAAGUGGUUAAUCUUCCUGGGACCCUCCAGUGAGAGGCAUCCCUUCCUUGGGAAAAUUAACCCUGAAUUGAGGUUCUCUUCCUGCAUUUAUUUUCCAGACCAGGAAGUUACAGGAAGAGACAUAGGUAGGGUUAUAGUUUAAUAAUAUAGGCUGGAAACUCUCAGUGAAACAAGCCAGAUGACAUUCCAGUAAGGCAAUUAAGUGGUCCUAUCAACACAAGCUUGAUCUUAGCAAACAUUCCUUCUCCCUCCAGUGGUUUUUCAGCAACUUAGAUAUCAAUCAGUAACUCAUCUGUCUUUGAGCCAGCAACCUUGCUGUGCCACAAUUCUUAUCUUGCAACAGAGACUCAAUCGCCUGGGGAAAAUUUCCUGUCCUUGCAAGGUCAGUAUUUGAAACGGCAAGGCUUUGGGAAACCAGGCCGUGUGAAGUAUAUAUGCUUUGUAGUAUAUUCCACAUAAGAGGACAGUCAUGCCACCACAAAUCACUACCCCAGUCACCUCUGAGGAGGUUUCAGGAAAAGUCUUGAUCUCCCCCCCACCCCAUAUUCUGUAUGAGAAUGAAGACGGCAGUAACAAUUAGACACUUUAU